Pongo pygmaeus (Bornean orangutan) is the source of this 4123-nucleotide messenger RNA. RefSeq names its product inositol polyphosphate-1-phosphatase (gene INPP1). Gene Ontology annotation, molecular function: inositol-1,4-bisphosphate 1-phosphatase activity. NCBI's taxonomy places the organism in Eukaryota, Metazoa, Chordata, Mammalia, Primates, Hominidae. Bases 2743 to 3942 code for a protein of 399 amino acids. The record is from RefSeq and is a predicted model, not a curated record. Gene Ontology annotation, biological process: phosphatidylinositol phosphate biosynthetic process. The transcript has 8 exons.
AAGAGAUUUUAUUGCAGGAACUAUUUAUAGAAGUUAGGGUUAGGGUUGGAUGAAAGGAAACGAGAAACAUGGAGGUACCCAGGAGUUAGCACAGCUAGGCCUGAAGAAAUAAGGGGAGGGAAUCACGUUAGUAGAGCCCAGUGAAGGCUGGCACAGUGGAGCAGGGAUGCCUUGCAGGAGGAGCCUUCGAGGGACAAAGCCACCAUCAGAACCCAGUCAGAAGCAGGAAAAGAGGCGGUGAGACAUAUCCUAACCUUUUUUCCUUUUCCAUCCUCCAAUCUACUGAUGGUGUUACCCAUUGGUCAAAACCAACUGGCAUGAGACCCCAGCUGGAAUAGUUUAUGAAAAAUUCCACCUUCUGAGGCACAGAGUCUAGCAGAGAAGAGCAGAAGGUGGCACUAAAAGACAAGUGGAGAAUAACCAGCAUAUUUAUAACAGAGGAAAACAAGUCCCCCCUUACCUGUGGGGGAUACAUUUCAAGACCCCUCAUGGAUAUCUGAAACUGCAGAUAGUACUGAACCCUUUAUAUACAAUGUCUUUUCCUCUACAUACCUAUCUAUGAUUAAGGUAUUAAUAUAAAUAAGGCACAAUAAGAGAUUAACAACAAUUACUGCUGAUAAAAUAGAAUAGCCAGGCACAAUGGCUCAUGCCUAUAAUCCCAGCUCUUUGGAAAACCAAGGUGGGAGGAUUACUUGAGGCCAGGAAUUCCUGGGCAACAGAGUCAGACUCCAUCUGUACAAAAAAUUAAAAAAUUAGCUGGGCGUAGUGAUGCACACCUGCAGUCCCAGCUACUUGGGAGGCUGAGGCAGGAAGAUCACUUGAGCCAAACAGUUUGAGGCUGUGGUGAGCUGUGAUUGCACCAUUGCACUCCAGCCUGGGUGACAGAAUGAAGCCCUGUCUCUAAAAAUAAAACAGAAAAGUAAAAUAAGAGAACAGUUAUACAAAUAUAUUUUAAUAAAAGUUAUACACUGUGGCCAUAACUUUUGCAUUUGGAGGUACAACAGCAAAACUAACAUGAAUUUCUUUUUCCUUCACAAUUUCACAGGUAGAAGAUUCAUUCUUAUCAUAGAUCUUAGCAACCACAGCAUACGGAUUUUUUUCUUUCCUUACUAAUUCAAAAACUUUCUGGUUUUCACUUAAAAGAAGCACUUUAUGACUUUUCUUUGGCAUACCCAAAUUGCCAACAUUACUACUCUUGUGUUUAGGGGCGAUUAUUAAGUUAAAUAAGUGUUACUUGGACACAAGUACUGCAAUACCUUGACAGUAGGUCUGACAACCAAGCCAACUACAAAGUGACUAACAGACAGGGGAGCAUCUACAGUGUGGACACACUGAACAAGAGGGAUGACCCAUGGCCUGGGCAGGAUAGAGCAGGAUGGUGCACAAUGUAAAACUUAUGAAUUGUUUUAUUUCUGGAAUUUUUCAUUUAAUAUUUUCAGAUAUUGGUUGAUCAUAACUGAAACCUUGGAAGCAAAACCACAGAUAAGGGGAGACUACUGUGUUGGGAACUCAGAUGUUAGAUAAUAGAGGAAACCUUAACUAAAUAAUGAUAUUAACCAUUCUGCUAUUAAAUAAAAGUGCUCAGAAGACCAUUAUGUAAUCAGGGAGUACAGAAGAGAGAGCAACCAACUCCUUACAGAGAUUGUAAUAGAAGAUUUUCCCAAAUUAACAAAUGAGGUGCUUUGCUGUCCCCCAAGCAAAGUUUCUUAUAUUUUUGCUAAUUAUAUAAACAAUACAGUUCAUUAUGGGAAACAUAUACAUAAAACAAAAAGCAAAUAUCUACAAUUCCAUCCCCUGCCCUAGACCACUAUAAAUAUCUGUUUAUAUCUUUCCAGAUUUUUUUCUAUGCAUUUAUACACACAUGAUUAUGUUGUUUUCGGGAUCACACCAUAUUAUUUUGUAAACUGUAUUUUCCAAUUAAUAAAUCAUAAAUACUAUUUUAUGCAAUAGAUACCAUUCUGCAACAUUUUAAAAUUUUAACACUUUUUAAAAACUUGCCUCCGUGUAUCUAGUUGUAACUAAUUUUUAUUCUCGGACAUUUAGUUUGGUUUCUCUUUUGGCCAUUACCAAAUGUACUGUGAUGAGACUUUACAUUUUGGGGGUGAUAUAGUUUGGAUGUCCCAUUCAAAUCUCAUGUUGAGAUAUAAUCCCCAGUGUUGGAGGUGGAGCCUGGUGGGAGGUGUUUGAAUCAUAGGGGUGGAUCCCUCAUGAACAGCUUGGGCCAUCUCCUUGGUGAUAAGUGUGCUCUCACUCUGAGCUCACAGGGAUCUCAUUGUUUAUGCGGCUCCUCCCCUGCCAACUUCUUCUUGCUUCUGCUCUCACCAUGUGAGACACCUGCUCCCCAUCACCUUCCAGCACGAUUGGAAGCUUCCUGAGGCCCCCCCAGAAGCAGAUGCCAUUAUGCUUCCUGUACAGCCUGUAGAACCAUGAGCCAGUUAAACCUCUUUUCAUAUAAAUUAACCAGCCUCAGUCCUUCAGAGCUUACAUCAUGUGGCCGAGUUUAUAUACCUGAUGGGCAAAACGGAGCCUAAGAACCAGCUCUCCUGUAUCCUAAGCAAGGCUCUUUCUACCGCACACCCUGCAGCCCAUCCAGGCCCAUCCAGGCCCAUCCAGACAAUAAAUAGGCGAAAGAAAGCACUACUUCAAUACUGCUGCUAAGCCUAUGUGAUCAUUCUAAGCUGACGGCCCAGAGGGUGGGUGCCAAUUCCACCAGGAGCUGCAACUGAAAAGCAAGGUUCAGAAAUGUCAGAUAUCCUCCGAGAGCUGCUCUGUGUCUCUGAGAAGGCUGCUAACAUUGCCCGGGCGUGCAGACAGCAGGAAGCCCUCUUCCAGCUGCUGAUCGAAGAAAAGAAAGAGGGAGAAAAGAACAAGAAGUUUGCAGUUGACUUCAAGACGCUGGCUGAUGUACUGGUACAGGAAGUUAUAAAACAGAAUAUGGAGAACAAGUUUCCAGGCUUGGAAAAAAAUAUUUUUGGAGAAGAAUCCAAUGAGUUUACUAAUGACUUGGGGGAAAAGAUUACCUUGAGGUUGUGUUCAACAGAGGAAGAAACAGCAGAGCUUCUUAGCAAAGUCCUCAAUGGUAACAAGGUGGCAUCUGAAGCAUUAGCCAGGGUUGUUCAUCAGGAUGUUGCCUUUACUGACCCAACUCUGGAUUCCACAGAGAUCAAUGUUCCACAGGACAUUUUGGGAAUUUGGGUGGACCCCAUAGAUUCAACUUAUCAGUAUAUAAAAGGUUCUGCUGACAUUAAAUCCAACCAGGGAAUCUUCCCCUGUGGACUUCAGUGUGUCACCAUUUUAAUUGGUGUCUAUGACAUACAGACAGGGGUUCCCCUGAUGGGAGUCAUCAAUCAACCUUUUGUGUCACGAGAUCCAAACACCCUCAGGUGGAAAGGACAGUGCUAUUGGGGACUUUCUUACAUGGGGACCAACAUGCAUUCACUUCAGCUCACCAUCUCUAGAAGAAACGGCAGUGAAACACACACUGGAAACACCGGCUCUGAGGCAGCAUUCUCCCCCAGUUUUUCAGCCGUCAUUAGUACAAGUGAAAAGGAGACUAUCAAAGCUGCAUUGUCACGUGUGUGUGGAGAUCGCAUAUUUGGGGCAGCUGGGGCUGGUUAUAAGAGCCUAUGUGUUGUCCAAGGCCUCGUUGACAUUUACAUCUUUUCAGAAGAUACCACAUUCAAGUGGGACUCUUGUGCUGCUCAUGCCAUACUGCGGGCCAUGGGUGGGGGAAUAGUAGACUUGAAAGAAUGCUUAGAAAGAAAUCCAGAAACAUGGCUUGAUUUGCCACAGUUGGUGUACCACGUGGAAAAUGAGGGUGCUGCUGGGGUGGAUCGGUGGGCCAACAAGGGAGGACUCAUUGCAUACAGAUCCAGGAAGCGGCUGGAGACAUUCCUGAGCCUCCUGGUCCAAAAUCUGGCACCUGCAGAGACGCAGACAUAGAGGAACUCUAACCCCAGUAUACCUGUAUAAACUGAACGGUGAAACUGUUUCCGAUUAUCUCUAUCUUUUGAGGAGGCUUUGUCCUGUUGCUGGUUAACAUUCACCUUCCUCUUUUGAGGAGUAUUUUUCCAUUAUGUAUUCAUAAUAAUGUUAAUUUCAAUAAAUGACUUUCAUGCAGCAA